GGUGCAACAACGAAAAGGCCACAGGGCUUUGUGUACCCCCUUACUCCAAGGAUGAGAGGCCCCGAGAGCCACCCUGUUCACGUUUUCGACCUUCCCCAGCUCUACACCAAACCCCCCGCAGAUGAUAUACUCCAGACUUUAGACCUGUUAACCAUACGUCCGCAUACAUUUUCUCAGCGUUCCAAUCAAAAGACUACAAAUCUCCAGGAUGGUGAUAUUUGCAGAUACCUCACUUCGAUAAUCGGUAGCCCCUUGGCUUGGAUUGAGUGUGAUACUCUAAAGGAAAAGAUAUGGGACACUGCAAGCUCCAGGCUCUGCCAACGGGCUGGUAGAAAUGCCAUGCCCUCCAUGUCUCGAGAAUUCACAAUCCCAAUGAACACUGAUUCCGAGUUUCAGGUCACAUUGCAUGAGCCAUCCCUGACAUCCGACAACCUGGGAAAUAAAACUUGGGUCUCGUCAUACAUGCUAUCCCAGAGGCUCCACAUUUUCUAUUCAUCCGGCUUGGUCCCUACCUCAAAAGAUCAGAAUCUCCCUCUACGGACCCUCGAGCUUGGAGCAGGUACUGGUCUUGUUGGUAUAUCUUUUGCUGCAGUAUGGAGUGCUGCAGCUACAGUUCAUCUUACUGAUUUGCCCGCGAUUGUGCCUAAUCUUACGCACAAUAUUUCUUUGAAUGGUGACCUCAUUUCCAAGGUCAAGUCAAGUAUCACCACUGGCGUGCUAGACUGGUCCCUCCAGUCUGGAGUCUCUUUACAAAGUACUGGAAAGUACGAUAUAAUUCUCGUUGCAGAUCCCCUAUAUUCUUCAGACCAUCCCAGGUGGCUCGCUCGGGCUAUAGAAGUGCAUAUCUCUUCCAACAGUUCGUCAAGGCUCGUUUUGGAACUACCGCUGCGAGAAGUAUACCUACCACAGGUACACGAGCUCAAGAAAAGACUGGACCAUAUCGGUUUAUAUAUUCUUGAAGAAGGGGAAGAGAUUGGCUACGACGACUGGGCAGCAAAAGACGGAUCACCAGUUGAGGUCCGCUGCUGGUGGUCAGUCUGGGCCUGGAAAUCACACCCAUAG
Messenger RNA from Nannizzia gypsea CBS 118893, 1062 nucleotides. RefSeq lists its product as hypothetical. Bases 52 to 1062 code for a protein of 336 amino acids. Lineage: Eukaryota; Fungi; Ascomycota; Eurotiomycetes; Onygenales; Arthrodermataceae. The transcript is spliced from 3 exons. The record is from RefSeq and is a predicted model, not a curated record.